Peromyscus californicus insignis is the source of this 29584-nucleotide messenger RNA. RefSeq names its product zinc finger protein 778-like. The coding region runs from base 7804 to 9501 and encodes 565 amino acids. Lineage: Eukaryota; Metazoa; Chordata; Mammalia; Rodentia; Cricetidae. The record is from RefSeq and is a predicted model, not a curated record. Gene Ontology annotation, molecular function: DNA-binding transcription factor activity, RNA polymerase II-specific; RNA polymerase II cis-regulatory region sequence-specific DNA binding. The transcript is spliced from 11 exons. Gene Ontology annotation, biological process: regulation of transcription by RNA polymerase II.
AGCGUAUGCUUCUUGGGGCACAUGGUCAGGAAUUACUCACUUCUGCUUUAGUAACUGUGUGUCUGUAGUCACCCUGUGAAUGUUCUGGUCGUGAGCCACAGCUGUUUCUCAAAAGCAGAAGAGUUCAUCUUUAAAAGAGGGCAUGGUGCGUGGAGUGUGUGUAGCCCAAUGGUAUCGAACUUACUCGGCAAACCUGAGGCUCUGAGUUUAGCCUCCAGAAGCAGGUACACAAAAGGCUCAGGGUUGCUUUAAAGUACCAAGAAGGCCAAGGUGUCGUCUGGCACUUGGACAUCUUUGGAUCUGCUGAAUAAUGCAGAUCAGGACUUGAAAACCUUGCAUUAUAUGCUUUAAAGCUUUAUAUUUAUGGGCUGGGGGGAUGACUCAGAGGUUAAGAGCACUGACUGCUCUUCCAGAGGUCCUGAGUUCAAUUCCCAGCACCACAUGGUGGCUCACAACCACCUGUAAUGAGAUCUGGUGCCCUCUUCUGGCCGUCAGGCAGGCAGAGCACUGUAUACAUAAUAAAUAAAUCUUUAAAAACAUUUAUUAUUCUUGUAUACAUGUGUAUGGUGGGUGUGGCUGUGCAUGUGCCAUAGCACACACAUGAAGGCCAGAGGACAACUUGAUGGAGUCCAUUCUUUCUUUUUGUGGGUUCUGGAGAUUGAAUCCAGGUCUCCAGGCUUCUGUGGCGAGCCCCUUUGCCUGCUGAGGCCCCUUCUGCUGUAGUUGUCUUAACUGGUUCUGGCCUGCACUUGAAACUGGAGGCUAUAGGUGACUGCAGGUGUGUUAAAACACAUUCAAAUCUUGGAAAUGUUACACUCCAAAGUCAAAUUUCUGUAAAGUGUCUUGUUUGGGUUGGUAUGAGGAGCAAUUGAGGAGCAAUAACCUAAAUGAAAUCUUCAAAUGAAUGUCUUGACUACAGCACUGAACCUUUAGAAAAUCUCACCCCUAAAUCUUCCACACUUUCAAUUUUUUUGGUAUACUUCCAUAUGUGUGUGUGUGUGUGUGUGUGUGUGUGUGUGUGUGUGUGUGUGUGUGCAAAGAUGCCACAACAGACACGUGGAGGUUAGAAGACAACUUGGAGUCCCCCUACUAUUUUGAAUCCUGGGGAUUGAACUCAGUCAGCGGGCAAGCAAGCCAUCUCACCAGCCCACCUCCCACUCCUGCAUGACUGGGGGUGAGGGAGAAGUGGGUGGUACGGUUCCUUUGUUUUACUUUUGAAUAAAGUCUCUUUAUGUAGCUUAGAGAGUCUUGAAUUGACAAUCUUCGUGCCCCUGUUUCCUUAGUGCUGGGAUUACAGGUGUGUAUUACCAUGCCUCCCUGUGUGUCCUGCCUGGCUUGGAGCUGGAUAAGUAGAUGAUGAUUGCCUGGAACUCAGAGAUCUGCCUGCCUCUGCCUCACCGGUUACAUGCCACUAUCCCAGCCGUGGAUCUCUUACAAAAGUUUUUAUAGAACUUUGAAACUUUUAAGUUGUUGGAUCUAACCAACACAAUGCCACCAUAGUUUACCUGUGGGCUGCUUCAUGCUCUGUCAAGUCUUCUGGGGACUGUUAUGGUAUAAACCAGAAGAGUAGACAGAUAAGAGGGAUGGUGAUAUAAAGAUACCCUAUUUAUUCAUCUUGUCAGGCCAAUGCGACCUGCUUUCUGUUCAUUACAAACUAGAAAAGGGAAAAUAACAUUAACCUUGUCAGUAUAUGCCAUAUUGACAAUCAUUUGAAGAUGUGUGUGAUGGCAGAGGCCAGUAAUUGCAGUGACUCAGAAAGUGAGGCAGAGGAUCACAAGGCUAGCCUGGGCUACAUAAUGAAGUCUUGUCUCAAAACAAAACAAUUGGUAUGACCACCUGCUUAUUUUCAUGUAGCUGAUGGUUUUACUUCAAGACUCAGGGACCUUUACACUGGCCAUUGAAACCUUCUAAAGGGUUAGUGCAGUAGGUCAGGUGAAGACAACAAUAAGUUGUGUUGGAUGGCUUAACUAGCAUGAUUGCUAGUUAUAUCAAGUCUUUCAUGUUGGUAUUCAAUUCUAAACUUCUCAAGGGCACUUUAUUACAUCUGGUUUAUUGUGCAUGAGGGUAGAGACUUCCAAGACUCCCCAAUUAUUUCUUUUUUGUUCAAUUUCUCUCUUAUUUUUGAGAUUGUAAUUACAUCAUCUCUCCUUUCCUUUUCCUUCCUCCGAACCCUUCCAUAUGCCUUGUUCUUGCUCUCUUUCAUAUUUAUUGCCUCUUUCCAUUAAUUCUUGUUACACACAUAAAUAUCAAUGCAUGGUGUCUUCAGCAAUAGGGACUUCCUUCAAUCUCUGGGGGGCAAGCAAGGGUAAUUGCAAUAGCCUGUAUGUUUUAGAAGUCUCUUGGACUGCCCAACCAACAACUCAAAAGAGGACUUCUCAUGCCUGGUAUUGGGAUAAGUGAUCUUAGGUUCUUGAAGGGAACAUUGUCAGUUCAGAUGAGAAAUUUUCAUUUUAACUAUAUAUGUAUAUUUAUACAGACUUAGGUGUACUAUGGAUAUUUUUAGGUAGAUAGUUGAUAGUAUGAUCUUACAACUUUUUCGGACAUCCUUACUAUUAUUUUACCCUCCUUCUGUAUUUUCUCCCUCCCUCUUCCUAAUUAAAGCCCCUCCCCCAUUUUUCCUAUUUCCCAUUUCAGAUCAAUCAUACUGUGCUAUUCUCCUCUCUGUUACUACCCCACUCUCCUGACUCCAGAAAUGGUCCUUUCUACUUCCCUGGUUUCCACAGCUACUCCAGGUUGUAUAUUCACAUCUGAAGAUUUGGAGCUAGGAGCCUCAGGUGACAGAGAACACGUGACGUCUGUCUUUCUUGGUCUUGUGUACCUCACUCAUUAUGAUCUUUUGUAGUUCCAUUCAUUUACCUGAAAAGUUCAUGAUUUCAUUUUUUCUUCACAGCUGAAGAGUAUUCCAUAAGGUAUACGUAACAUUUUCAUUAUCCAUUUGUCAGUUGAAGAACAUUUAUGUUGUUUCCAGUUUCUAGUUAUUGUGAAUAGAGCAUCAAUGAACAUGGUUGAGCAAGUAUUUGUGGAGUAGAUGUUGAGUUCUUUGGGCAUAUGCCAAGAAGUGGUAUAGCUGGGUCAAAUGAUUUUUAGCUUUUUGAGAGUUCUCCACAUUUGAGUCAUAUAGUGGUGCACGCCUUUUAAUUCCAGCACUUGGGAAGCACGGGCAGGCAGAUCUCUAAGUUUGAGGCUGGCCCUGUUUAUAGAGCAAGUUCUAGGACAGCCAAGGCUAUACAGAGAAACUUUAUCUCAAAAAACCAGAGAGAGAAAGAUUGAUUGGUUGAUUGAUUGAUUGAUUCUCCACACUGAUUCUUGUAGUGGCUGUACCAGUUUGCUGUCUCCCCAACAAUGAAGGAAGGUUCCUUUCCCCCACACUCUAUUCAGCAUUUGUUGUUGGUUGAGCUUUACCAUCAAAGUUGUUUUGAUUUGCUUUUCCCCAAUUGCUAGGGAUGAUCAACAUUUUUGAAACUUUGUUUUCUUUUGAGAACUCUGUUCAGGUCCCAGGCCCAUUUUAUGAAUGGGUCAUUUGUGGGUUUUUUGUUUGUUUGUUUUGUUUGUUUCUUUCUUUCUUUUUCUUUUCUUUCUUCCUUUUUUUUUUAAGCUCUUUAUAUAUUCAGGGUAUUAAUCCUCUGUCAGAUGUCCAAUGAGCAAAGAUUCUUUCCCAUUCAGUGGGCUUCCUCUUUACCCAGUUGAUUGUUGUUUGUUUGUUUGUUUGUUUUUCGAGACAGGGUUUCUCCGUGUAGUUUUGGUGCCUGUCCUGGAUCUCGCUCUGUAGACCAGGCUGGUCUCGAACUCGAAGAGAUCUGUCUGGCUCCAGUUGAUUGUUUCUUUAGCUGCACAGGAGCUUUUUAGUUUUGGCAAUUGUUGAGCUUAAUUCUUGCGCAAAUGGAGUCCUACUCAGGAGGUCUUUUCCUAUGCUUAUAUGAUAUAGGGUAAUACCUAUGUUUUCUCCUAACAGUUUCACUAUUUCAGGUUUCAGGUUUAGGCCUUUGAUCCAUUUGGAGUUAGUUUUUGUGCAAGGUGGUAGAUAUGGGUCUACUUUUAUGCUCCUACAUGCAGACAUUCAAUUUCCCCAGCACCAUUUGUUGAAGAUGUUUCUUUUCUUCAGCUUAUGUUUUUGGUAUCAUUGUCAAAUAUUAAAUGCUGAAGUUAUGUUUGGAUCUUUGAUUUUGUUGCAUUGGUCUGCAUGUCCUUUUUAAUAUAAUUUUUUAUUUUUAUUUUAUGUACAUUGGUGUUUUGCCUGCAGGUAUGUCUGUAUGAGUGCAUUGGAUCCCCUGGAACAGGAGUUACAGAUGGCUGAGCUGCCAUGUGGAUGCUGGGAAUUGAACGUGGGUCCUUGGGAAGAGCAGCUGGUGCUCUUAACCGCUGAGGCAUCUCUUCAGCCCCCCUCCAUGUCUGUUUUUGUGCCAGUACCAUAUUGUUUUUAUGACUGUUGACUCUGUGUUCUUUUUGUUUAAGAUUGUUUGGCUAUUCAGGGUCUUUUGUGUUUCCAUAUGAAUUUUAAGGUAGUUUUGGUGUUGGUUUUGUUUGUUUGUUUUUCUAUUUCUGUGAAGCAUGAGAAGGGGAUUCUUCAGUUUUUGAGACGGGAUCUUGCUAUGUAGCUCCAGUUGGCUUGGAAUUUGUAGUAAUCCUUCUGCCUCACCCUCCCAAGUGUGUGGAUUGUGUGGGCUACCACACCCAGCUCUGUUUGCUUCUAUCAUAAAAGCCUCCACUUUAUAUGCCAGACAGCUAAUUGAAGGGAUUCUGCCAGCUGCCAAGAAUGUCUAUAUAUAGUUACACAUGUAGGAAGUAGGAAAAUAACCACUGGGUUGGCCUGCUCUUCAGUUGGUCCAUCUGUGAGGUAAGACAUGUUAAAGGUGAACUGGAGCCUGGCAGUAUAGCUCAGCAGUAGUGCCUGCCUAGCAUGGACGGGACUCUGAGUACUUUGCCAAACAAUAGCAAUAACAACAAAAACACCAGUCAAUCAGGACACCGUAAAAUUAUAGUUCACCUGGGUAUGGCAGGACUUGAGAGGCAAAGGCAGAUGGAUCUCUGUGAGUUUGAAGCUAGCCUGUUCUACAUCUGAAAUUCUAGGUUAGUCUUAAACAACCAACCAACAAACAAACCAGACCUUUAGAAAUAUUAACUUCAAGCUAGGUAUGGUAUUACAUAUUUGUAAUUCUAAUACUUGGGAGGUGGAGACAGGAGGAUCAGGAGUUAAAAGUCAUUCUCAGUCUUAUAGCAAGUUCAAGACCGGCCUGGGCUACAUGAGAUUUUUGUCUCCAAAAAAAAAAAAAUCAUGACUUCAUAGAAGUGAUCAGCCGUAGUUGUGGAAGUCACUACUAUAUUAUAUUGUACAGUACAGGUCUCGGCUGUACUUCUGAGCCUGUUGAGGCAAGAAUGACAAUCACAGGAGAUUAAGGCCAGGCGUGGCUGCGCAUGCCUUUAAUCCCAGUACUUGGAAACUGAGGCAGGAGAAUCUCUAGUUCCAGUCUUAGAAAAUAAAACAUGACAGACAGAAGAUGAGAAGUUUGCAACAACUUCCUGCAUUCAGUCUAAAUUCACCACUAUGUAACUAACAUAUUUAAACAGUUACUUGCAGUGUCUAGACCUGUUUUUCCAUUAUGCCUACUGUGAAGGGUUGGUGAAGUAAUUAAAUACGUUUAUAUAGGACCAGCAAGAUGAUUCGUCUGGUAAAAGCAUUUGCCCCAUGCCAGAUGACCUGGGUUCAAUCCCCCAAAUUCAUAUGGUGGAAGGAAAGAACCAAGUUUUCUCUGACUUUCACAUGUGCAAGGUGGACACUCCUCUAUAUACAAAAUAAAAUGUAAUUAGUUUUAAAAAUAAUAAUCAACCAGUUUAUAUAUAAAUAUAGGUAUAUUGCAUGUUCACACAUUGGUCUUCAGUAAAUGACAGUGUUGUUAAUAAUACUCCAUUACAAGGUGCACUGCCAGGCUGGAGACAUGGCCCAGCGGUUAAGAGCACUGUCUGCUCUUCCAAGGGUCCUGAGUUCAAUUCCCAGCAACCACAUGGUGGCUCAAAACAGUCUGUGAUGAGAUCUGGUGUCCUCUUCUGGCCUGCAGGCAUACAUGCAGACAGAACAUUGUAUACAUAAUAAAUAAAUCUUCAAAAAAACAAGGUGCAUUGCCUUUAGUAGCUUUUACUUACAUCAUAUGUGGAAAGUGAGCUCAUGUAUGAUAAUGAACUAUUGCUUUUUGAUGAUUGGUAGGAGCAGGCUCCUGAUAACCCCGAAUAAAGUGUUGCGUUUCACCAUCCCUUGAGAUACCUAAGUGAGGUUGCCUUAGCAUGGAAAAAGGAGCAUAUGGGCAGUGCCACCUUCAGGAUGGCAACUGCUGAUGUUUUCCAUUGCCAGACCUGUCGUUCCUUUUCAGGGAAUCUGAUUUAAGUCCCCUGAAUAAUAAAGAUUCCUAUGAUCCCAGCCUGAACAGUCAUACUACUCUGCUUAGUUUACCUUUUAGUAGACUAGUAAAUGCUCAUGUUAAUUUCCUGUCACUGUGAUAAAAUUGUGACUGGGGCUGGGAUCAGUUGGUAGAUCAGUUGCCUAGUAUGCCCAAAGACCUUGGUUUCAUACAGCACCACAUAAACCAUGUAUGGUAGUGCAUACCUGUAAUUCCAUCACUUGAGAGGUAAGGUAGGAUGAUUAGGAAUUCAAGUUUAUCCUUGGCUACACAUCAAGCUUGAGGUCAGCCUAGACUAUAUGAGACCUUGUAUCAAAACAAAGAAAAGCUUGACACCAGCAUCUUAUAAGGGAAAAAGUUUAUUGCUCUGAGCUUCAGAGGUUUUCAUCAAAGUUCGCUUGACCCUGUUUCUGAGCAGAACAUCAUGGUGGGACAGAUACUGUGAAACGGAGCUGCCCACCCCACAGCAGCCAGGAAGCAGAAACAGCAAGAGAAAGAGUGCAGAAAAAAAUAAUUUCUUUGGGAACACAUCCUCAGUGACCUACUUCUUCCAUCUAGGUCCCACACCCUAAUUCUGAUACCUCAUAAUGGCCCAUUAAGUUAUGCAUCCAUAGUUAAUCAAUUGUUUAAUCAACUGGUGAUCUCUCAUGACCCAGUCACCUACCAAAGGACGUGUACACUGCUGUAUUACCAAGCUAUCAACUGUAGGUGAAGUUUUUCACUGGGAUGGCUGGCUCCCAAAUAACCACACGGAGACUUCUUAUUAAUUAUGAAAGCCCAGCCAAUAGCGUAGGUGUGUUUUUAGCUAGCUCUUAUGACCUAAUCAACCCAUUUCUAUUCAUCUGUAUGCUGUCCCAAGGCUCAUUUGCCUCGUCUGUGUACUCUCUGUGCUGCUUCUUCCACGACUGGCUGGUGACUCCUGAGGCUCCGCCCUUCUUCCCCAGCAUUCUCUCUGCCCUGAAAAUCCUGCCUAGCUACUGGCUGUUUAGCUUUUUUUUUUUUUUUUUUUGGUUUUCCGAGACAGGGUUUCUCUGUGUAGCUUUGCGCCUUUCCUGGAACUCACUUGGUAGCCCAGGCCGGCCUUGAACUCACAUGUUUAGCUUUUUUAUUAAACCAGUCACAGUGACAUAUAUUUACACAGUGUAAAGGAAUAUUGCAUAGUCAACACAUGAAUUUGUGAGAACAUUUCAGUACCCAAACCAUAAUAAUGCAGAUGGUAAGUCUGACGCCUUCCUUAUAUGUGUGUUUUGAAAAGUUCUAUAUAAUCCUCAUGAAAUAUAUUACUAGGGGAAAAUCAAGUGUCACCUCUCUGACUUGAAGUUGUCUUCCCUAUGAGACAUUUUCCCAGUGCGCAGCAUGGUCCGCCCACUCGUUUCCUGCUUCUGGGUGUCACAGGACUGACUGCUCUAGCAUCAUGUUUGUAUCUAUGGGAACUCCCUGGAGGGACUCAGACGCCGUUCUUGAAGAAAAGAUAACGGUAGAAAAGAUGGUGGCUGAUUGCCUGACAAAUUGUUACCAGGUCUCGGUAACUUUUGAUGAUGUGGCUGUGGACUUCACCCAAGAAGAGUGGAUUUUAUUGGAUCAAGCUCACAGAGACCUCUACAGAGAGGUGAUGCUGGAGAACUACCAGAACCUGGCCUCAGCGGGAUGUGAGGUCAUCAAACCCAGUCUGAUCUCCUGGUUGGAAGAAGAGGAUUUGCACAGAGAAGAUCUCCAAGAAUGGGAAAUGCCACUUGGCACCAAAGAGUCAACAUUGCGUCAGGAUUUUUUGAGGGGACAGACUUCCAGUGGAAUACAAACAGUCAGAAGCCAUAGUGCACAAGAACUCUGUAACUAUAUACAAUGUGGAGAAAUCUUCAGUGAGCAUUCAUAUUUCAAGACACAUAUGAAAACUCACAGUACUUGCAACACUGAACAUUUUACACACUCAAGUCCUGAUGCCUCUGUUCAAGUGCACACCAUAAAAACAUAUCCAUGUAAGAUUUGUGGAAGAGCCUUUGGACGUUCUUCAAAUCUUAAUAGACACUUACGAAGUCACACUGGAGAAAAACCCUAUGAAUGUAAGGAAUGUGGGAAAGCCUUCACUACCUACUCAAGGCUAGUGGAACAUUUUAGAACUCAUACUGGAGAGAAACCAUAUAAAUGCAAGGACUGUGGGAAAGCUUUUGCUAAGAGGUCAGGCCUUAUAACACAUAUAUCAACCCAUGCUUCAGAGAAGCCCUUUGCAUGUAAAGAGUGUGGGAAAGCCUUUGCUUCAUCCCCACGCCUUAGUCAGCAUAUAAGAAUUCACAGUGGAGAGAGACCUUACAUAUGUAAGGAAUGUGGAAGAGCCUUCCUCACUUCCUCAUACCUACGGAACCACAUAGGAAGAACUCACAGUGGAGAGAGACCCUAUAUAUGUGGAGAAUGUGGAAAAGCCUUCCAUUCUUACUCAAAUCUACGUAGACACGUGAGAACUCACAGUGGAGAAAGACCCUACAUAUGCAAGGAAUGUGGAAAAGCCUUCCUCAAUUCCUCAUACCUACAUAACCAUAUAAGAAAAACUCACAGUGGAGAGAUGCCUCAUAUAUGUGGUGAAUGUGGGAAAGUCUUCCAUGCUUCCUCAUACCUGCGUAGACACUUACGAACUCACAGUGGAGAGAGACCGUGUAUAUGUAAGGAAUGUGGGAAAGCCUUCCUCAACUCCUCGUACCUACGCAAACAUCUGACCAUUCAUACUGGAGACAAACCCUACGAGUGUAAAGACUGUGGGAAAGCCUAUCGUAGGUACAAUCUGCUACAUGACCAUUUAAAAACUCACACAGUAGAAAAGCCAUUUGAAUGUGAUGUGUGUGGGAAAUCCUUUCAAUAUUUUUCAUACCUUACUAAACACAUUCGUAUUCACACCGGAACAAAACCCUAUAAGUGUAAGUACUGUGGGAAAGAUUUCACUACUUCCUCAAGCCGAACUGAACAUAUCCGAACUCACACUGGUGAGAGGCCCUAUGAGUGUACGGAAUGUGAGAAAACCUUCACUUCAUCCUCCAACCUCAUUCACCAUGUAAAAAUCCACACUAGAGAGAAACCUUUUGUUGAGAAUGUAGGGAAGCCUACAGCAGACUUUACCUACUAACCAAACACUAGUAACUCACAGUGAACAGAAUCACUUCAGAUAGGAGGAAUGCCAAAAAUCCUUAAUCCCUCAUGUCUUGAUUCCAUCAUACUGGAACUUAGAAUUUUAAGAAACUAAUGUGGAACAACCCCCAUUUAUGACAGUUUAUUUUGAAAACAUGAAAGAACCCAUACUCAAGAUGUCCCAUGAAUGUAAGGAAAGAAAUAUUAAAGCCCACACUAUUUCCUAGGAACUUACUAAAUAUGUGAGACUUCACAAUGAAGGGAAAUACACUGAUGUAGGCAUACAGAAGGUUGUAGUUCUGCUAAGUAUUUUUAAUUCAUUUGUUCCAACAGUUGAGAAAACUUUGAAGGUAAGGAAUGUUAGAAAGUCACAUGAACUUAAUCCUCAGUGUUUAGUAAACAUUAUAAUUCAUACCCAAGAGAAAUCAACUAUAUGGAAAUUUUGUUCAUGUGCCCUGAAAUGUAGUAUUGCUGGCAGCAGUAAGGCCUGUUGGAUGAUACUGUUUAUUUUGAACUUCUGAUAUCUGUCCUGAUAUUCCUAGAGUGAUAUAUUUUCUUUCCUCUAAGCACCAUUUCAUCUUGGUUGUUACAACUUCUGGGUAGCAAGCUGGUGAUAUGAGGACUUUUGGAAUAUAAACAUUGUUUUAGUAUAGUGUAGAUUCUCUAGUUGGCUUAUCAUACUAUUAAACAUGCUACCCUAUAAUAACUUACAGUAGCUAAAUUUCAUAAUACAGUUCUCAUGGUCUUUAAAAUGUCCUUGUUCCUCUUUCACAACUUUUAGGUAAAAGGUAAAAUAAAUAAAUAAGUAAAUAAAUAAGCAGCAAGCAAGCAAGCAAACUAGCAAAGUCCUUUUCCCAAAACACAUUAAGCUGUGACUUCAUAAAUGGAUCAGUCAUUGAUGAAGCCAGAGCCCUCAUGAUCCAGGUAUCUCUUAUAUCCCACACUGUGAACACUACAGCCCUGGGGACCAAGUCUUCAGUAUAUGAACUUUUGGAGUACAUUUCAGAUCCGAAUCAUAAUACAAUCCCUCCCAGGUUCUGGUAAUUCCUCAAGAUUACAAAUAGCUCAAAUGCUUGGAACAUAUGUUUUAUAGUCAUUAUAAAUUUGUGGUUGUUUUCUAUGUGUAUAUGUGUAUUGGGAGUGGGAUAAGCAUACAUGUCACAGUGCACAUAUGAAGAGUAGAAGACAACUUGCAGUUCAGUCCUUCUACCAUGUGGGUCCCAGGGAUAAAACUCAGAUUGUCAGGCAUGGCUUGGCAAGCACCUUUACACACUGAGCCAUCUCACUGGCCCAUACUUUUCAUAUUCAAAACAAUUGGAGGCUGGAGAAAUGGCUAUGUGGUUAAGAAAACUUGCUGCUAUUACAGAGGACCAGAGUUUAUUUCCCUGCACUCACAUUGAGAUGUUCACAACUGCCUGUAACUCAAGCCCCAAGGCAUCAGACUCCCUCUUUUGGUCUCUGGAUACCCAUGUGCACAUACAGACACAUAAAUAAUGAAAUCUUCUUAAAAAGAAAAUCAACCAAUCCAGAGUCCCAAACCCUAUUCUUUUCUGGGAACCCACCAAGCCUGUAUGUCCCAUGUCCUAAAUCAAUGUAGAUCAAAGCUGAAGAGGAAAAGGCAUCAUCUAUAUUCUUACUCAUUAGAAUUAUUCACAGUAAUUGAUCUUAAAGAAUUUUUUCCCAGCCAUACUUUUUCAUUCCUGGCAGAAAUUUCAAUAAGUAUUGUAGCUAAUACUUUUUUGCUUACUUACAUGCCAGCCUCCUGUCACUCUGUUUUUGCCUCUGUAGGUCUGGAUGGUGUGUCAUACUCUGUCCUUUCUCAGUAUGAUGCAUAAGAAACUUCAUUUAGUCAGGCACCAUUAUGACUUCCCAUAGAUAUUCAUAACAACCAUCUCUUCCUAGUUGGUGUUUUAUGUAUUGUUUGUUGUGCUUUGGGCAGUGCCUGGGGUACAGCUGCUACUCUCGUACAUUUUUAUUUUAUAGAAGGUAGCACUUUCAUGGUUUAUAGCAGAAGACAACUUGUAGUAGGCAAUUCUUCUACCAUAUGCAUUCUAGGAAUAAAACUCAGGUUGUCAUGCAAGUGUCCUUUCAUGCUGAGCCAUCUUGGAGUCCCCUUUAUGCCUUUAAUUGAUUUUUAUUGGAAGUCAGUCUACCACUGAGCUAUAUCCCUAGCUCCACAUUUCCCCACACACCCUUUCUGAUAAUAUGGUCUGGCUGUAUAGUUCAGACUGCCCUGGAACUCAUGCUAUCCACCUUCAGCCUCUAAUGUACAAGGAUUAAACCACAACAUUUAAAAUUUUGAAGAUGCAGGGGCGGGGAGGGAUGUUGUAAAAGUUUCUGUCUUAUAAGUUUUCAUUCAUUUUUUUCUUAUUUUUUAAUUGAAAAUAAUUUUUUUCAUACAAUAUAUUCUAAUUAAGGUUUCCCUCCUCCAGCUCCUUCCUCCCCACCUCCCCUCCCAUUCAGAUGGAAGUAGUGGCACAUGCCUUUAAUCCCAGCAUUCAGGAUCUCUGUGAGUUUGAGGCCAGCCUGCUCUACAUAUUGAGUUCCAGGACAGCCAUAGUUACAUAUUGAGACCCUGUCUCAAGCAAAAUCAAAAAAGCACCUAAAAAGUAACAAUAAAAAAUAAGAUGUAAUAUAAACAAGCAAACAUAAGAAGAAAAAGAGCUAAAGAAAAGGCACAAGAAACAUACAUGCAGAGAGAGGCACUGUCACACAUAGAAGUUCCAUAAAAACAAAAUUGGAAACCAAUAUAUAUUCGAAGACCUUUAAGAUGGGGCAAAAACAACUCUCCAAUAAUGCAACUGGGUUUGUUUUGUGUUGGCAUCUACUGCUGGGCAUGAAGUCUGACCCUUAGAGUGGUUUGUGUGCCCAGUGAGACUCCAUUGGAGAAAACUCAUUUUUCCUUUGGGAGCAGUUAACAAUUGGAAACAGCUUAUGUUAGGGAUGGGGGCUUGUGUCCACUUAACCUCUCAGCACUGGGACAGAUGUCAUCUGGCUUAGACCUGUGCAGGCCCUGUGCAUGCUGCCACAGUCUCUGUGAGUUUAUAUGUGUAUCAUUCCUUCUGUGUUUAGAAGACCUUGGUGUUCUUCAAUCCCCUGAGAGGAGGAAUUUGAUGGAGGCAUCCUAUUUAGGCCUGAGAAUUGCAAGUUCUCUCCCUCUCUGCACAUUGUCCAGGUGUGGGUCUCUGUUCCCAUCUGUUGCAGGAGGAAGCUUCUCUGAUGAUGGCUGAGCAAGACACUGAUCUUUUUUUUUUUUUUAUAAAGUAUUUUUCUUUUUCUUUCUUUCUUUUUUUUAAAGAUUUAUUUAUUUAUGUAUACAGUGUUCUGCCUACAUGCCUGCAGGCCAGAAGAGGGCACCAGAUCUCAUUACAGAUGGUUGUGAGCCACCAUAUGGUUGCUGGGAAUUGAACUCAGAACCUUUGGAAGAACAGCUAGUGCUCUUAACCUCUGAGCCAUCUCUCCAGCCCAAGACACUGAUCUUUAAGUAUAGCCAAAUGUUGUUAGGAGUUGUUUUAUUGCUACAUUCCUGUAGCAGAACAGUAGUAUUUGGUUUUCACCCAAGUCCAUGGCCUAUCUAGUUUCAAGUUCUUGGCCACCUAAAGCAGUGUUGGGCAUGGGUUCCAUCUCAUGGAGUAGGCCUUCAAUCCAGUCAGAUACUGGUUGGUUACCCCAAAAGCUUGUCCACUAUUACACCAAUGUAUCUUGCCAAAGGUCACCAUUGUAGACUGAAGUGUUUGUAGCUGGGUUGGUGGUUACCUUUAUCCCUUGGUAGGAUGGCAGAGUUAUCUUCCAGUACCAGGAACACUGGUCAGUAGGAGUGAAGGCUCUAAGUAGGUGCCAGCUCCACUUCUCCGUGUUCAGUGAGUUAUGUAGGUAUUGCCUUCAGCAAUAAGGCCUUACUAUCAGUUUCUGGAGAGCAACCAAUAGCCUUGGCAAUAGCCUGGGUUUGGGGGUUUCCAUGCAGCUCUUGUCUAACAACUUGAUUAGAUGUAACCCAUUCUCAAAACUUGAAGUUUCAUUUAGUGAAAAGAGGUUUGUAGUUGCAGCUUUGUCUCCCCAGUUAUCUGGCGAUUCCAUUCAUAUAUAUAUAUAUCAUAUAUAUUCAUAUAAUUAUAUAUCUUAAGGAGCUUCUACUGUAUUAGUUUUCCUUAUGACCCCUCAAAUCGCUGUUAGUUUUAGCUGUCUGUCUUAGUUAGGGUUUCUAUUGCUGUGAAGAGACACCAUGACCAUGGCAACUAUUUUUUGUUUGUUUGUUUUGUUUUGUUUUUUGAGACAGGGUUUCUCUGUGUAGUUUUGGUGCUGGUCCUGGAUCUUGCUCUGUAGACCAGGCUGGCCUCGAACUCACAGAGAUCCACCUGCUCUGCCUCCCAAGUGCUGGGAUUAAAGGUGUGAGCCACCACCGCCUGGCACCAUGGCAACUCUUAUAAAAGAAAACAUUUCAUUAGGUGGCUUACAGUUCAGAGGUUCAGUCCAUUAUCAUGGUUGGACAUGACAGCAUGCAGGUAAACAGGACAUAGUGUUAGAGAAGGAACUAAGAAUUCUGUAUCUUUGAUCCACAGGCAACAGAGAUGAACUGUCUCAUUGGGUGUGGCUUGAGCAUAUAUGAGACCUCAAAGCCUGACUCCACAGUGACCUACUUCCUCCAACAAGGCCACAUCUACUCCAAUAAGGCUGCACCUCCUAAUAGUGACACUCCCUUUGGGGGCCAUUUUCUUUCAAACCACCACAGUCUCUCCCCACAUUCCUUCCUUUACCUUAUUCUUCCCUCGCGCUCCCUGUUUGAUGUUCCCAUUCCAGUUGCCCCCCUCCAUCUAUAACUAUUCUAUUUUCCCUGUCAGGGAGAUCCAUGUGUCUCCCCCUAGUCCUUUACUCCAUACUUCUCUGGGUCUAGGGACUGUAGCUUGGUUAAUAUUUAUUUAACAGGUAAUGUCCAUAUACAAGAGAAUACAUACCAUGUUUCUCUUUCUGGGUCUGGGUUGCCUCAGGAUGAUUUUUUUUUUCUAGUUAUAUCCAUUUACCUGUGAAUUUCAUGAUUUCAUUGUUUGUUUUUUGUUGUUUUGGUUUUUUAGCAGCUGAGUAAUAUUCCAUUGUGUAAAUGUUCCACAUUUUCUUUAUCACAGUCAUCUGUUGAGGGAUGUCUAGAUUGUUUCCAAUUUCUGGCAAUUAUGAAUAGGGCAGCAAUGAACACGGUUGAGCAAGUGUCUCUGUCACAGGAUUUAGAGUCCUUUUGGUAGAUGCCCAAGAGUGGGAUCGCUGGAUCUUAAGGUAGAUCUAUUCCCAGCUUCCUGAGGAACUGCCGUACUGAUUUCCAUGUGGCUGUACAAGUUUGCAUGUCAUGGUGUCUUAAGGUUUUCUUAAUUUUGGCAUCCCAGAUUUCUCCAACUAUUUCUGUAAUUUUAGAAGUUUUCUUGAUAACUUUAAAUGUGUUCUGUUGCAAUGCCUUUUAUACUUUUUGGGGGGGGGGCAGUCUCUUAUUUGAGACAGUACCCUAGGAUGGUCUGAAACUCACUGUGUAGCUCAGGAUGACAUUGAACUUGUAAUCUUCUUGCUUCUACUUUCAUUUUUAAUGGUUUUUUGUUUGUUUGUUUGUUUGUUUGUUUUGGCCAGGCAUAGUGGUGCACAUCUUUAAUUGCCAUACUUAGGAGGCAAAAUCAGGUAGAUCUCUGUGAGUUCAAGGCUAGCCUACUCUACAUAAUGAGUUCCAGGACAGCCAGAGCUACAUAGUGAAACUCUGUCUCAAAAAACAAGCAGCGGCUGGAAAGAUGGCUCAGUGGUUAAGAGCACUGACUGCUCUUCCACAGGACCUGGGUUCAAUUCCCAGCACCCACAUGGCAACUCACAACUGCGUGUAACUCCAGGAUCCAACACUCUCACACAGACAUACGUUCAAACAAAACACCAAUGAAAUAAAAAUAAUAAAUUUUUUUUAAUUUUAAUUAUGUAUAGGUGUGCUGUCUGUGUGUGGGUGAGUACAGGUGCCAGCAGAGGCCAUAGAUAUCAGAUCCCAUGGAGCUGGAGUUACAGUUUUGAACCACCCAGUAUGGGUGCUGAGAACAGAACCUGGGUUCUUUGCAAGAGCAGUGCAUGUUUUUAACUGGUGGGCCAUCUCUCUAGCUCCUGCCUUCUCUUUCUAAAUGCUGGGAUUUAGUCAUAGUUUCACUUUUGUAUACUUGUCUACUGCUGACAGAAUUUAUGUCUAAUCUUAUUCUUCUCUCUGUAGGCAUAAAAUACUCAUAGUACCUCCAUUUCAGACGAAAGCAGUGGAAGGGGGUGUUUGGGGGUUUUGAUUGUUUGUUGUUGUUUUGUUUUUGUUUUUGUUUUUCAAGACAGGGUUUCUCUGUGUAGCCCUGGAUGUCCUGGAACUCGCUUUGUAGACCAGACUGGCCCAAACUCAGAGAUCCACCUGUUCGGCCUCCCAUGUGCUGGGAUUAAAGGAGUGCACCACCAUAACCCAGCUGAACGAGGUUGUUUUAAUGCCCAUUGAGAAAGACAUGCCUUCCCCCUGUCAUUUACAUGUCCCCAACCUUCAGGUAGUUUUGUAGCCAUGAGACACACUGGAACCUUAGAAUACCACCUUCCAUACAAUCUAGCCUCAAGUAGGGAUAUGAAUGGCACUGAAGAGGCAUUUUAUAAAAAUAGUAGAGGCUAGGAGAUGACUGAAUUGGUAAGAUUGCUUGUUCUGCAAGCAUAAGUACCUGAGUUUAAAUCUCAGCACAUGCAUAAAAUGAUGAGUGUGGCUGUACACAUGAUUAACCCCAGCAUUGGGGGUGGAGACAGGUGGAUCCUGAGAGCUCACUGGCCACCCAGGCUACUCUACAAGUGAGCUUUCAAUUCAGUGAGAAACCCUGUCUCAAGAAACUAAAGGUACAGAGUGAUGGAAGAGCUCAUCCAACUUGUCCUGCUCUGGUCACAGCAUGUGCAUACACACUCACUCUCAUCAAUUGCAGCACAUAAAACUAAAAUGUGUCUAAUUAUCAUAUAAAAUGGUGAGUUUUAGGCCAACAAGAUGGCUCAAUAGGUAGAGGUGUUUGCCUUAAAGCCUGUUGACCAGUGGUCAAUCUCGACCCACAUGGUGGAAGAAGAGAAUCAACAUCAUCAAGUAGCCCCCUGACUUCCACACAUGUGCUUCCCCAUCCUGCAAAAAAAAAAAAAAAAAAAGUAACAAAAUGAUGGGUUUCAUUCGGAUAUUUUCAUGCAUGUCCAUCAUGUGCUUUGCUCAUAUUUACUCUCAUUUCCCUAUUUUGUCUUCCCAUCUCUCCUGCUACUGGUUCCUUUCUCCUUCUAAAAUAUUGCUCUAAAAAGGCUUUGAAAUUAGAAUUCACAUCAAAACCACAGCCCACAGAAUGUUCAUUAAACUUGCAUACUACUGGAUGGCUUCAUGGGUAAAAGAUGCUUGGACUGAGUUCAACUCCUAGAACCCACGUGAUGGUAGAAGAGAAUUGCCAUGGCAACAAUGCACCUGCUACCACCUCCUCCAAUAAAUGUAAUUUUAAAAAUGAAGGAAACUUGCGUACUAGACCCAAUUUUGUGAGUUGCCUGAUUAAACAAAUAUCUAUAGUCCUCAUAGGACUUAAACAACCAGAAUGAGCUCAGUGUAGUGGUGGGUGCCUGUAAUCUCAGCACUCAAGAGGAUGAGGCAGGAUGGUUACAACUUUCUGGCUAGCCUGGACCAUAUCAUGAGACCCUAUCUCAAUGGGAAAAAAGUCUAUGAACCUGAAACAUGAUAAAUCAGAAGAAAAUUAAGCCCAAAUAUAAUGAAAUUGGUGGACCCAAAGAUCAGCUUUUGUCCUUGUUUUUUUGUUUAUUUGUUUGUUUCUUUCUUUGUUUUUUUGUUUUUUAAAAGGGUCUCAUAUAGCUCUGGCUAUCCUUGACCCCAUGUGCCAUGGAGGAUGAAUUUCUGAUUCUCCUUUGGCCUCUCCCAGACUUUCAAACUUAGUAGGCAAGGUAUCAACUGUGCUACAGCCCCAACCCCAAGUGUGUAUGCUUUUAUUUAUUUGGGGGGCUCAGUCUUACUCUGUUUGGUAAGCUUCCCUCAAACUCCUGAGCUAAACUAGUCUACCUCAGUUUCUUGAUUAGGUAGAAGUAUGUAUGCAUGUCGACAUUUUAAUCUCUGAAAAGGGAAUCCAGAGCUCUGCAUCAUGCCAUGUACCUAUAAUACUGGUACUUGGGAAGCUGAGACAGGACAAUCACAAGUUCCAGGUCAGACUAUGCUACAUAGUGAGACUCUAAAAAACAAGGAUUUGUUGAGACAUUGUAAAAACAAACAAACAAAAAGAUAGUAACCAGGUCAUUGCCUCACACCUGUAAUCCCAGCACUUGGGAUGUGAGAGGAGAGGCAGAUGUUCAAGGCCAUUUUUGCCUAUAUAGAGAGUUCAGUACCAACCUGAGAGACAGGAGACCCUAUCGAAAGGGGUGGCCAGGCAGUGGUGGUACACACCUUUAAUCUCAGCACUCAGGAGGCAGAGGCAGGCAGAUCUCUGUGAGUUCAAGUUCAGCCUGGUCUACAAAGCGAGUUUCCAGGACACCUAAGGCUAUAGAGAAACCCUGUCUCAAAAGACCUAAAAAGAAAAGGAAGGAAGGAAGAAGGAAGGAAAAGAAAGGAAAGGAAGGAAAGAGGUGAAGGGGAAAAUAUAGUAGACUGUCAUCCAAUAGAAAAAGUAGCAAUUAAGGGGUUGGGGACUUAGCUCAGUGGUAAAGUGCUUGCCUAGUAAGCGCAAGGCCCUGGGUUCAGUCCUCAGCUCCGGGGGGUGGGGAGGGAGAAAAAGUAGCAAUUAAAAGGAUAGGGUCCACAUCCCUUGUGGCCACCGAGGACAAAGAUUCUACACGGACCUCCAUCCAGUCAAAACAUGCCGUGUGUCUGUGGGGACAGGCAGAGCCUUUGUGACCUGAGUGGGGUUGCUAUGCAGAUUUAGUCAAGUGUGGCUGGUGACACACUUAAAUAACUACUCCAAAUAUUUCUGCUGCCGGGAAUCCAACAAGCCACUGAGCCAAGCAAGAGAGCCCUGUAGUGAACUCAGCCUCUUCAUGGUCUCUCCCUUCUUACAUUGGUACUGAAACAAGUCAGGCCAAGAAACGUCUUUAUAUCCCAGCUUCCAAACCGAACAGAGUUGAUUGUGGCAGAGAACAAACAGCUAUGUGAAAAUAUUAAUUCUACAUUUAAUUUUGUUGCCAUAGAAAACAUUGAGAAUCCAACUUUGAGAGAUUUGGAGGAAGGACAUGGGAAAGGUUUGACAGAUGAUAAAUGCCAUCAUUGAGUCUGCUAGAGUUUCAGUUACAAAGUGAGAGACUUUGAAAAUCAAAUGUUUCUCAAGAAAAAUGGAUAAUAAAAACUUUCUGACCAAGUGUGGUGUCACACACCUUUACUUCCUGCUCUGGGGACGCAGAAGCAGGUGAGUUUGAGGGCAGCCUGGUCUACAUAGUUAAGUUCCAGGCCAGCCAGGGCUGCAUACUGAGACCCUACCCCCAAAAUAAAACAAAACUCUAUCUUGAAAGUAAGAGACUUCAGAGAACCAAGAUGAACUACAAGGUCAUAAAACAAGCAAUAGGAAAAGCUCCCAGGCCAAGUGAGAUGGAUCAGCACAGAAAGACACUUGCCGCCAAACCUGCCUACCUGAGUUUGAUAUUUGGGACUUGCAGAGUGGAAAGAGCAAACCAGCUACCCAAAGUUGUCCUCUGAACCAUAGCAACACAAAGACACGCACAUGUGCACAAAACAAAUGAAACAAAAAAUAUAAAACAGCCAUAAUUAUAUGUAUAGUAAAAGGGACUUUAAGGAAUUACUAUAAAAUUUCAGUAUGUUGUGUCCACGGUGCUAAUUUUUGUUUGUUUGGUUUUUUUUGUUUGUUUGUUUUUCAAGACAGGGUUUCUCCAUGUAGCUUUGCGCCUUUCCUGGAACUCACUUGGUAGCCCAGGCUGGCCUCAAACUCACAGAGAUCCGCCUGGCUCUGCCUCCUGAGUGCUGGGACUAAAGGCAUGCGCCACCACCGCUUACCAUGGUGCUAAUUUAAUGGUAGGCAGCUUUUGUAUAAAGUUUCACAUUGUUUAGCUCUCACUGUUGUCUUGCAAAGUGAGCUUCUUUCUUCUGCAGGUUCAGAUUUAACAUUUCAUUUGACCUUUACACUUUAAAAUUUAUUUAAUGUAUAUGGGUGUUUUGCUUGCAUGUGUAUCUGUUUACCAUGUGUAUGGCUGGUGCCCGUGGAGGCUGGAAGAGGACAUUGGAUCCCCUGGAACUGGAAUUACAGGUAUGUGUAAGCCACAUGUGGAUGCUGGGAAUCGAACUGGGGAGUGUCCUUUGAAAGAGUAGGCAGUGCUCUUAACCACUGAGCCAGCACUUCAGCUCCUACAUUUGACCUUUUGUGUUGCAUUUGAUAUGUAUCAAGGGAAUGAUAGACUGAAAUCUACCCUCAAAUCUAAACACCAUGAAUAAAUCAUAGCUUAUAAAGUGGAUAGUAGGGCUAGGAGAUAGCUCCGUAGAUAAAGCACUCAGAAAUGUGAGGAUCAGAGUUUGAAUCCCUAGAACCCAAGUAAGUGAUGAGUAGGUGUGGCUGUCCACAUGUAAUUUUAGCACCCAGAAGGCAAGAUUUCCAAAGCAAUCUGUCUAGUAAGACCAAUUGAGAGACCCUGCCUCCAUGAAUAAGGUGGAGAGCAACUGAAAAGGACUUUUCUUGUUAACCUCAGGCCUCCACAUGCACAUUCAAACAGACGUACACCAUACACACAUGAACGGUAGGCACUGCCAUCACCUGGUUUCAUUCAACAAAAGUCCUACUCUUCCUGUGAUUCCAGAGAGUAGAAGCGCAUUGACCUCAGCUAACUUUAAAAUGCAUUUAAAUUUUUCCGAAUAUGUCAAGUAGUUUUGCAAUUAAAAAAUAUGCUCCAUUUUGGAGGUAAAAUUACACAUUUUGAAAUUUGAAAGGCAGAUAUGUAAAUGAGCCUAUUGGGGUUUGGCUAUGUUGAAUCCUGUGCGUCAGAGUAGCCUCAUUUGGAACACUUUUUGUUAGGAAUAUUUUCAGAUAAAAUAUAGCCCAGAGUCUAAGAAAUGGGCUUCAUUCUGCAGUAAAUACUUUGGGGUUUAGUUUUGUUGUUGUUUUAUUUUGUUCUUGUUUUUUUGAGGCAUGGUCUUACUGGGUAGCUCUGGCUGGCCAAGAACUCACAAUGUAGACCAGGAUGGCCUUGGACUCAAAGAGAUCCUCCACUUGCCUUUGCCUCCUCAGGGCUGGGAUUAGUGUGUGCACCAUACAUGACUGCAGUAAAUCUUUUAAAACUGCUUUGAUACACUCAAAGCUGGGCACACUACACAAGCCUACAGUCCAAGCUACUGUGGAGGCAGGAAUAUUACUUUAGCCCAGUUCAAGACAGCAUGGGCAACAUGGUAAGAUCCCAUCUCAAAAAAUCAACCUUCUCUGAAACCUCCUUUUGCAUGGCCACACAUUGAUCCUUAGAUAUUCUGUUGUCUGAUGUGGCUACAGUACCCUUGAUAACCAAAGCCAUCUUUCUCCAAACACAGGCUGGACAUGGUGGCAUAUGUUUUUAAUCUCAGCAUUUAAGAGGCAGACGCAAGCAGAUCUCUGUGAGUUCCAAGCCAUCCAGGGCUACCAUGUCUCUAAAAAGAAAAGAAGGAAGAAAGAAGGAAGGAAGGAAGGAAGGAAGGAAGGAAGGAAGGAAGGAAGGAAGGAAGGAAGGAAGGAAGGAAGGAAGGAAAAAAAGAAAUACAUACAGGAGGUGUGUCUGGGUGGAUCAGCCCCUUAAUCCUAGCACUCAGGAGGACAAGAGUUUAAAGCAAAUGUAAUCUACAUAGCAAGACUUGAAGAUAUAAAAGCUAGAGGUAGUUUAAUAGCAGAAGUGGUAGAAGGCCUCUAGCAUACACAAGGCCUUGGCUUUGGUCUCCAGCAUUGCCCAAAAACCUACACAGGAAUAAACCUCUGAAGUACCUAGUAUGUGAAUGAGCACUCCCUUCGACUUCAUACCUGAACGAGUGAGUACAGCUGCUUGGAUUGUAUGCUGUAUUUGUGUUUAUGUUCUGAUUUCACUGUAACUCCUCAUGGAAUGGAUUUGCAUUGAACAAACUAAAUAAAAAGACAAAUGAUGAAAGAUAAAAAGAAUGCAUAACAUUUUUCACUGAGAAUUAUCUGAAACGUGCACACACUCUGUUUGUUUGUUUGUUUUCUUGAGACGGGGUCUCACUAUGUAUCCCUGGCUGUCCUGGAACUAGCUCUGUAGGCCUCAAACUCAGAGGUCUGCUUGCCUCUGCCUCCUGAUUACUCGGCCUAAAGGUGUGCGCCAACACACCCAGCUCCAGCACACACUUUAUAACAGAGCCUCAGAGUAUAUGCAGAGAGACAAUGGGAGAAUGUUCCCAUCCACACCCAUUCAAAGUAAAUCUCUUUCAUAGUAAUAAAAACUUGGGCUGGUGAGGUGGCUCAAGUCAAGAUGGAUAGAAGUGCUUUCCAGAAGUAAUAGGAUGGAAGGAGAGAAGUGAGUUGUUACUGAUCUCCACUAUGAACUGUGGCAUGCAGGCAUGCAUGUGUAAGCAUGCACACUGACACAUGUACUCUAAACAUAGAACAAAGCCUAUAGAAAUUUAAAAUAAUUGAAGAUGGAAUUAGAUUAGAAGUCAAAAACAAAAUGAAAAUGCUAAAUACUUGGAAACUAACUUCAAAAUAACUUACAAAGAACUUAAAAUAAUGGAUCAGAGAGAAGGUAUGCGGGAAAUUGGUUGUUUUGUUUUGUUGGUUUUUUGAGACAAGAGUUUCUUUGUGUAGCCUUGGCUAUCCUGGAACUACUUUGUAGACCAGGCUGGCCUAAACUCACAUAGAUCUGCUUGCCUCUGCUUCCUGGGUGCUGGGAUUAAAGGCAUGCGCCACCACUGCCUGGCUUGAGAAAUUGUAAAAAUACUUUGAAAUUGUAAAAAUACUUUGAAAAUGCAGCACAUUACAUUGUAGUGGGUACUGCUAAAUGAGUGUACAUGUAAGCUAUCCAAUCCUUAUAUUAGAAAGAAAAGUCAUGUGUGGGCCAGCCAGCAAGGCAGAUCAGCAGGUAAAGGUGCUUGCCACUGAGACUGACAACCUGAGUCCCACCCCUGGAACCACAGAGUGAAAGGAGAGGACCAUCUCCCCAAAGCAGUCUUCUGACCUGUUCAUAAGAACCAUGGCUUAUAUGCAUGAGCAAACAGAUACACACACAAAUGUAAAGAAAAAGAAGUUACGUAUGUUCACAGCCAGACCCUGCCUCAAAACAAAACAAAACGCAUUGGAGAGAUGGCUCAGUGGGUAAAGGUCUUGCCGCGCCAGUGGGAAGAACUGAGUUCAGAUGCCCAGAACCCAUGAAAAGCUCGAUGUGGUUGCCUGAAUCCAUCUAUAUUGCUGUGGGGAGAUGAAAGGCAGAACACAAGACUCUCAGGAAGCUCCCAGGCCAGCUAGCCUAGUGUACUCAGCUGUGAACAUCAAGAGACCCUGUCUCCAACAAAAGGGAAGGUGAAGACUGACACCUGAGGUUUCCAACAGACACACACACACACACACACACACACACACACACACACACACACACAAAGAAUUUUUUUAAAGGUCUCAAGUUGAUAAUCUAACUUCCUAAAGCUAGCAACUAGAGAAAUUAAACCCAAAGUACAUAGAACAACAAAGGCAACUCAUCACAGCCCACAAUCAAUGUCACUAUGGGACCUGGAGGACAAAAAUGAGCAGGGCUGUGCACCAAAAUGUCUGCUGCUCAGCCUUAGGGUUUGUUUUUAGUUUCAUUGUUCAUUUUCUUUUUUUAUUUUGUUUUUUGAGACAGGGUUUCUCUGUGUAGCCCUAGCUGCCCUAAAACUUGCUUUGUAGCCCAGGCUGGCCUCGAACUCACAGAGAUCCGCCUGUCUCUGCCUCCCAAGUGCUGGAAUUAAAGGCGUGUGCCACCAUGCCCAGCCAUGUUUUAGUUUUUAUUACAUGUCUAUUUUGUGAGGGUGGGCAUGUGCCAUGGCCAGCCUUGUCUAUAAAGCCAGUGCCAGGCCAGCCCAUGUCACACCGUGACACAUGGCUCCAAGAAAUAAAACCAACCAAUGAAAAACCAGUUGAACUGGGUGAUGGUGGUUCAAGGCCAGCCUGGUCUACAGAGCUAGUUCCAGGACAGCCAAGGCUACACAAACCUUGUCUCAACCAAACAAAAAACAGCUGAAUACUAACAAAGCAAAAGGCAUAUACUUCUGGAUGCAUAAACACAUUAUAUAAUGUACAAUAAUAUUUUUGGCUUUUAAAAUAUUUUGCAUCACAUACUAUUUAUAGAUAUUUUCAUACAACUAUAUAAUGUACACUGAAUAUAUUAGACCCCAUAAUCCUUUACCUUCCUUCCCCCCUCAUAUUAAUCCCCUUUGUUUCCCUAGACAGUUUCACCUCUACUCCAUGUCAUCUAUACAUACAUAAUUUUAUGUGUCUAUAUAAAACCUAGGAACAAUACAUGAGAAAAAAACAUUUGUCAUUCUGAGACUGGCUUAAUUUGCUUAAUAAGACUACCUCUGGUUGCAACCAUUUUCCUUAAAUGAUAUAACUAUCUUUAACACAAAUGUAUUACAUGUAUUUUUGUGCGUGCAUGUGUUCAAGCAUGCAUAUGUGUGCCACAGUAUGUUGUUCAAUUAGAACCUCCAGCUUACCCUUGCAUGAUCCAGAAAGCCCCAUUCCCCCUCCUCUCUCCAAACCCUGCCCUCUCAGAUAAUCUCCAAAAAAGAAAAGGCACCAAAAAGCCCAGUUCUGCCUUCUUGGUGGCAGCUCCUCCCCUGAAGUUUUCAGCAGCCCAAGUUCCUGCCUCAAGUGUUCAGCUUUUGACCAUACUUGGGCACAAACCCAGCUUGUGGAGGACAUGUCAUCACCCCUCACCUACCACCUAUAUAAGCUCCUUGCUUUAGUUCAGGCUUGUAGCUUCUCAGGCCUCCAUCUCCGGGACUGGAGAACCCACUCGGGAGUUUCUUUGCUCAAAUAAACCUGUUGUUAUACUUUUUCAAUUUGGCUUGAUCUGGCUUACUGUGUCGGCAGAGAAACCUAUUAUCAGGGUACAGAAAACCUAUUACAUGUCUGUUGAAGUCACAGGACAACUUACAGAAGUUACUCUGUCUUUCCACCAUGUGACCCUCACAUAUCAAACUCAGGUUGUGAGGAUUGGCAGCAAGUGCCUUCACCCCUUGGGCCGGCAUCUCCUGGCCACUCUUCUCCAUUGCUGAUAAAGAUCCCAUUGUGGAACUGGAGAGCCGGCUCAGAGGUUAAAAGUUCUUGCCACCAAACCUGAUAACCUGAGUUUGAUACCUGGAACCUACAUGUAUGUGUACAUCAGUGGCACAUAAUCAUUUCCCAACAAAAUAAAUACAUGUACAAAAAAGACUGUAUUUUGUACAUACAGCAUAUUUUGUCCAUCCCUGUUGCUUGACACCUAGAUUGGUUCUAUAACACAUCUAUUACGAAUGGUGCUGCAAAAAACACUGAUGUACAAGUAUCAUGAGGAAUUGUUUUUAAUUAGUAAUUUUUAUUUUUUUAUGUGUACAUACAUAAAACUUUGUAAUCUUUAAUUAGUAAAUGAAGAAUGUCAGAUGCCACUGCCAUUUUACAAGCUACACGAAGGCUCUGAAUCAUUUGGUAAGAGCCUAAAAAUAAAAACAAUGAUAUUUGAAAACAAAAUAUCUAAAGGACCAGUGAGAUGGCUCAGUGAGCCAAGACUCGGUGACAACCUCAGUUGAUUCCUAAAGCCCACAUGUUGAAAUGGGAGCGUAGAUCCUCACAGGCUGCCUUCUGGCCUCGAUAGAUGUGCCCCUCUUUUGAGACAGGAUCUCACUGUGUAGCCCUGCCUGGCCUUGAAUUCACAGAGACCCACCUGCCUCUACCUAUCAGGUGCUAGCCGGAAAGGCCUGUGCCACCACAUCCAGUCACGUGUAAACGUUUUUUAAUGUCUCAAAUUAUAUCAUUGGCAGCUGGAUGUAUAGUUCAGUAACAGGGUGUUUGUGUAGGAUGUAAAAAGUUCAUGUCUUAGCACCUCCAAAAUUGUACCAUUCUAUUAAUUAGCCAAGCAUUUGAGUCCAGUCCUGUAAUCAGGAACUCUGGAAUUUAAGGCCAGCCUAGGCUGUAUUGUGAGAGCCUGUCUCAUAACCCCCCAAACAAAAGUAUACAAUAAAGUAAUAAAAUUAUAUGUAGUUGAAAAUAUAAAAAGCUGGGGACACAGCUCAGUGGUACAGCACUUGCCCAUCCACCAUACACACACAAAGGAAAAUGCAAAGAAAUCCAAACUAUAGUUUAUUAGGGUAUCCAAAUAAAAGAAAAUUACAAUCCACACGUGAGACUGGGUGUAUGGAAGAAACGGAUCAUCUCAUAAACUGGCAGAUUUAUCAACAGAACUGUGACUGAGGGAUUUGGACAGAGUCUUGUAUUAUAUUUGUUAAACUGCAUGUAGUUGCAGGCACUCCUACAGUACCAACACUUGCAGGGUGGAGGCACGAGUACCAGACGUUCAAGGUCAUCCUCAGCUACACGGCAAGUUCGAGGACAGCCUGUGCAGCACGUCUCAACAACAUCAAAUAAAAACCGUUGAUAAGCAUCUUUAGCAUGGCACCCCCCACGCUCCCUCCACUCUGGUCCUUUCACCUGCCACAUCCAUCCCUGAGCUCCGUUCCAUGUGAAUCCCUGCCCGCUCUGUGAGGCCGCCGUCAACCUUCCCUUCCUUAGCUGAGACUAUCUUUCCCUACACUGGCGAGAUUUACUACAAACCCUCAGCCCUACAAGGGUAAGCGCCCCUGAAACUGGAAGUCUACAACUCCGCCACCCAAGGCUGGAAGCAAAACGGGAAGUACCGUCACGGUGGCUUUUUUUUUUUCUUCUGUCAAUCUCUGAGAGCGACUUUAUGGUUCCGGACUGUGAGGUCGGCACGGGUUAUAUGGAAUUCCGCUUGACAGCGACGUCGGGAGGGGGCCUGGAUCGCGGGAGGACGCAGGUAUCCAGGCCGCCCGCGUCGCCGCUCGCCAGGCCGGCUCUGCGGGAGGCUGCGCGCCGUGCGAGGUCGGGGAGCGUCGUAAAACUGCCGUAAUGCCUUGUCUGCUGUACGACAGCUAUUAUUUCGUCCACUUCCCAGCCUGCAAACCUUCAUCAUUUUCGUUCUUUUUUAAAUCACAAGGAAAAGAUAUUUUCGCCGUUGGAUACACAUUAAAGCGAGUCCCUGAGGGUCCUCCCGCCUCAUGGACCUUGGCAACUGCCCUAUGUACGGGUAGUCUUCUUUCCAUUUACCCAGUCUGCCUUGAGGAUAAGGAAAAGGUAGAGAAUAUGGUGGCCCACUGCCUGAGAGGUUUUUAUCAGGACUCGGUGACCUUUGAUGAUGUGGCUGUGGACUUCACCCAAGAGGAGUGGGUUAUAAUGGAUCAAACUCAGAGAGACUUCUACAGAGAUGUGAUGCUGGAGAACUACCAGAACCUGGCCUCAGCGGGAUGUGAGGUCAUCAAACCCAGUCUGAUCUCCUGGUUGGAGGAAGAAGAUUUACAGGCAGUACAAAGAGACGGUUUCCAGGGCAGGAAGGCACAGUGCUUGGGAACUCUGUGAUUAUAUGCAACAUAGAUAUCUUCAGAGAGCAUUCAUAUUUUAAAAGACAUAUGAAAACUGAAAAUUCAAAGAACACCUGUGACUCUAAUCAGUAUGGAAAGCACUUUCCCACUCUGCAUAAGAAACCAUCUAUGAGACAGGAACUUUCUGUGUUGAAUCAGUAUGCAGAAGACUUUAGUCUGACCCCAAAUGUUACUCACCAGAAAACAGGCUUGCAGGACAAACCUGUUGAAUGCACUGACUUCCUUAAUCAGUCGUAUUUUAAGGCACAUAUAAGAAUCUAUAAUGGGGAAAAAUUCUGUGAAUUGACUCAAUUUGCAGGAGAUUUUACAUGUUCCCCAAGUAGAGAUCUGCCUAUUCAAAAGUAUACCAUAAGAGCCUAUGCGUGUAAGAUUUGUGGGAAAGUCUUUGGCUAUUCUUCAAAUCUUAACAGUCACAUGUGAACCCACACUGGGGAGAAGCCCUAUGAAUGUAAGGUUUGUGGGAAUGUCUUUGGGUAUUCUUCAAAUCUUAAUAGUCAUAUACGAACCCACACUGGGGAAAACUUUAUGAAUGUAAAAUAUGUAAGAAAUUCUUUACUACUUCUUCAAGUCUAACUGAACAUUUCAGAAUUCAUACUGGAGAGAAACCCUAUAAGUGUAAAGAAUGUGGAAAAGCUUUUACUAAGCACUCGGGACUUUCUACACAUGUACAAACACAUGCUGGACAGAAGCCCUAUCUAUGUAAGUUAUGUGGGAGAUCUUUCACUGUUUCUUCAAACAUGACUGAACAUUUAAGAAUCCAUACUGGAGAGAAACCUUAUCAAUGUAAGGAAUGUGGGAAAGCCUUCCAUGCAUCUUCCUACCUUCAUAAACACAUACUGGAGAGAAACCCUAUAAAUGUGAUAAGUGUGGGAAAGCCUUCCACACUUCCUCCUACCUACAAAAACAUGUAAGAACUCACAGUGCAGAGAAACCUUAUAAAUGUAGGGAAUGUGGAAAAUCCUACAAAAGAUGUUAUCUAUUGAAUGAACACUUGAAAACUCAUAUGGUGGAGAAACCCUUUGAUUGUAAGGUAUGUGGAAAGUCUUUUAGAAGUUCUGCAUGCCGUAGUAAGCACAUUCGUCUUCACACUGGAAUCAAACCUUAUAAAUGUAAGUACUGUGGGAAAGACUUCACUGUUUCUUCAAGUCUAACUGAACAUAUAAGAACACACACUGGAGAGAGGCCCUAUGAAUGGAAAGAAUGUGGAAAAGCCUUCACUAUAUCCUCAUGUUUGAUUGUCCAUAAGAGGACUCAUGCUGGAGAGAAACCCUAUGAAUGUAAGGAAUGUGGGAAAGCAUACAAAAGGUGUUACCUGCUGACUGCUGACUGAACAUGUAAAAACUCACACUGGGGAAAAGUCCUUUGAAUGUAAAGUAUGUGGAAAACUCUUUGGAAAUUCCUCUUGCCUUAAUAAGCACAUUCAAAUUCACACUGGGAUAAAACCCUAUAAAUGUAAGUACUGUGGAAAAGAUUUCACUGUUUCUUCUAGCCUAGCUGAACAUGUAAGGACUCAUACAGGUGAGAAGCCCUACAAAUGUAAGGAAUAUGGGAAAGCCUUCACAACAUCCUCAAACCUCUAUCACCAUGCACAAAUUCAUGAUAGAGAGGUUUCCUCUAAGUAUCAAGAAUGUGGAAAAAACUACAAUAAGUUUUAUCGACUAACUGAACAUUUAAUAAAUAAGUCUGAACAGAAACCCUUUGAAUGGGAAGAAUGUCAAAAGGUUCUUCAAGAAUUCUCCACGUCUUAAUCAUCAUAAUGGAAUUUACAAUGGUGAGAAGCCUUAUUAAUAUAAGAAGUGUGAGUUAGCCUUCAAACCAGCUUACUCGAAAAACAUGAAAGCUCCCUUGUUCUCAAGAUGCCCAAGAAUUGAAGAAACGUGAGAGCCAUUGGAAUGUUAACAAAGUGCACUAAUAUGUGAGCUCACCCUGGAGCCAUAUAAUGUCACAAAUAUGAAAGCCCUACUACUUCCUGGGGACUUGUUAAAUACAUAAGAUUCCGCAGUGGAGAAACUGUUGUGGGUAAUGUGGAAAGUCAUUCUGCUAAGUUCUGUACUUCACCUACGAUCUCACAGUGGAGAUAAUGAAGAUCUACUCUACAGACUGGCAACACAAUCAGACUGCAUUGCUGAUUCAGUCAACAAUGAGACUGACAAUAAGCCUUCUUUGGGAUCUGUCCUUCUGUGUACUAUACAGUGUGGAAACAGAAACUCUUUUGGAAUUUAAUCACAAUGAACAUGGCUGACAUCAUGUUCUGCUGUGUUGCAAACUAUCUCUAGCAAUUCCUGGAUGUGGCCAAUGGGUGCAGACGCCAAAAUCAGCACUAGCAGGUUUCAGUCUCAGUGUUCCAAAUUUGUGUAUUUCUGAUGCUUGAACAACUUUGGUUUUUGUCCUGUAAGGCCAUUAGGGCUGUGCCACCCAAUGGCUCUUUCUGUGGCUCAUAUUCUAGCCAAAGUAGCAGUGAUCUAAUACAAGCUCAACAAUAAACCCCAAAUGGAAGAGA